AUGUUAACCAUAUCGUUACGUAUUUCAUUUUUAUUAAUAGCUUUUAUUCUCAAGUAUAUUCAUACAACUGAAUUAACAUUUGAAUUACCUGAUAAUGCAAAAGAAUGUUUUCAUGAAAAACUUAAAGUUGGUUCAAAAUAUGUAUUAGAAUUUCAAGUUGUAACUGGUGGUAAUUAUGAUGUUGAUCUUGAAUUAAAAAGUCCAUCGGGUAAAAUUUUAUAUCAAACUACAAAAAAACAAUAUGAACGUAUUGAACAAACUGCUAAUGAAGAUGGAGUUUAUGAAUUUUGUUUUAGUAAUGAAUUUUCAACAUUUACUCAUAAAGUUAUUUAUAUUGAUUGGAAAGUUGAUGGUGAUCCUGAACAUGAAAUAACUGGUGCAAGUCCACGUGUUGCUGAAGGUGCAUUAACAAUGAUCGAAACAAAAGUAGGUAAUAUUCAUCAAAACCUUGAAACAUGUAUUGAUUAUCAAACACAUCAUCGUUUACGUGAAGCAACUGGUCGUGCACGAGCUGAAGAUUUACAAGAACGUGUACAAAUAUGGUCAUUAGGACAAUUUAUUUUAAUAAUAAUUGUUGCUAUUGGUACUGUAUUAUUACUUCGUUCAUUUUUUACUGAUAAAAGAACAUCGUCGCAUAUGACAUGGACAAAAUGA
Messenger RNA from Rotaria sordida, 654 nucleotides. Lineage: Eukaryota; Metazoa; Rotifera; Eurotatoria; Philodinida; Philodinidae. The record is from the annotation of a GenBank genome assembly.